Messenger RNA from Paramecium sonneborni, 390 nucleotides. The record is from the annotation of a GenBank genome assembly. Lineage: Eukaryota; Ciliophora; Oligohymenophorea; Peniculida; Parameciidae.
AUGUAUACCUUUGAAAUGAUACAAAUCUCUUAAAAGAACAAAAACUUUCUGAAAUUCACUUGUAAGGCUUUAAUAUGGGACAUUUAACUUAAUUAAAUAAAACAAAAAAUAUUUCAGCAUAAUAAAUCGAAUUUAAAAUUUAGACCAUAUUCCCUAUUUAAAUACUAUAUUUGCUAAUAUAGAAUAAGUUUAGCAUUUACAAAAACUAAAAAGUUCUUUUAAGAGAAAAUAAUUUAGAUGAAAAUUUUGAAAUUCAGUUAAUUUAACUCGAAAUUUUAGAUGGAUCAAAUAAUUAUCUAGAAUAAACUACCAAAUAAAUUAUCCAAUUAAUUGCCUUUGACCAUUUUUGCUAAUUCUUAUGAAAAUGAUAACAGGAGAUAUAAAAAGUGA